AUGACGUCCACCUCGUCUUCGGGCUUUUUGGGAUUGCCUCCGCCUUUUGGAGUUGGAGGGCCGCCGGCCUCGGCCCUGCGAGGCCCAAGCGGGAAAAGAGCCCGCCGCCGCCGAAAGAGGCCGACAGUGGAAACACGAGACGCGCGCCGAGUUGCGACACCAAAAAAAAAAGAGGGCGUGCCGCGUGAGGCCCGCUUCGUCUCCCCGGUUGCGCGCUUUGCUCCGCUUUCAGGCGCCGAGGCCGAGCACAGCUACCUCACGCAAAGGCAAAAGCGGGGAAACAAUUCAAACUUGGGCGGGCGAAUGCUGUUUUUUUGCGUCUCCCUGGGCGUUUGCUUCGGGCGCGUCCCCGCGUCCGCCUUUUUCCGGGAGGCGGCGCGGCAAAACUGGCGCCUCUUCCCUUACGCAUAUUUGGGUUAA
Trypanosoma conorhini is the source of this 420-nucleotide messenger RNA. RefSeq lists its product as uncharacterized. The transcript has a single exon. The record is from RefSeq and is a predicted model, not a curated record. Lineage: Eukaryota; Euglenozoa; Kinetoplastea; Trypanosomatida; Trypanosomatidae. The coding region runs from base 1 to 420 and encodes 139 amino acids.